GGUCAGGCGGCACUGGGGAACAGGUGGUCCGCAGGCGCCGGGCAGUAGGCUGAGAGAGGCGGCCCCUUCGCUGGGUCUUCGCUGUCUGCUGGCCUCUGCCGCCUUGGCCGCCUUUUCUCCGUCCGCAUCGCCCAAACGCAGUCCAGACACUGCCUGACUCAAGUUCCAAGGGAAGCCUGAAAGAACAGAGGAAGGCAGAUCUGCCACUGAAGUGGAGUAGGAAUACCGUAGCUGGCCCUCCAGGGGCAAAUACAAGUCAUUUGAAUGAUGUGCCUUCCUCUUGCUGCCUGGAGUGCAGUGCAAGGCCUUGGGAAUGGACUGUCUGCCAGGUCUGCAGGCCUGCGGGAUCUCUGGCCUCUUCAGCUGCAUCACUGUCCAACCUCUGAACAUCGCAGCUGGCCUGUGGAUGAUCAUGAAUGCCUUCGUCCUGUUGUUGUGUGAGGCGCCCUUCUGCUGCCAGUUCGUGGAGUUUGCAAACACGGUUGCGGAGAAGGCGGACCAGCUGCAAUCCUGGCAGAAGGCUGUCUUCUACUGCGGGAUGGCCAUCAUGCCUGUUAUCAUCAACCUCACCCUGACCACGCUGCUGGGCAACACCAUCGCCUUUGCCACAGGGGUGCUAUACGGACUCUCUGCUCUGGGCAAAAAGGGUGACGCGAUCUCCUAUGCCAGGAUCAAGCAGCAGAAGCAGCAGGCGGAUGAGGAGGAGAAGCAGCAGGCGGAUGAGGAGGAGCUGUGAUGUGGGUCAGGAAGGCCUCCCCCUGCCCGCAGCCCUGUUCUGUCUGAGCCAUCCAGGUGAAGCCUGGACUGUCGGCCCCUCUGCCCUGUCCCCGCAUCUGCAAUUCUCUGUCUGCCCCUUCUCUCCUCUGCUGCUGCUGGGCCCAGGCUGCAGGACUGGAGCAGAACUGAGCAGACCGUGGCAGCUCUGUGUGGGCACCCACAUGGCCCCACUCCUUUGCUGAGUGGCUCUGCAGACUAGAUACCAUUGGAAGGCCACUAGUGGCCUGGAGCAGACCCCAUCCAACUGGGCCCCGGGCUCUGGGUUCUUUGGGCUGGGCACUAAGCAGAGGGAGCCACCCCCAACUGUUCCAGCAGGUAGUGGCUCUAGGGCCCAGGAUGGCAGGGCAGUGCCCUGAUGCUGUCCACUACUGCCUGUACCCUCUUACUGCCCCUUGAGGCACAGCCCCUGCUGCUACUCCAUCCUCUGUGGGAGCCCAUAGUGCUCCCAGGAUGUACCUCUGUACCCUGAACAGCAGCCUCAGCAGUGAGAGCUGGGUGGGAGUGUUCUCUGCUGGGUUCCCUGGAACCUUGGACUCAUGGCAUCCCCAGGUACCCCACUGCCCUACCUCCCUGGGCCUGGCUUGGGCGCCUAGGUUCUGCCUCUUCUAGGCCUUGGUGCUAAGGAAGUGGGGAGACCAGGUCCUCCGUGGUGACUACGAGGGGGCCCAUCACUCAGGCAUGGUCCAAGCCUCCACCUCAGGUACUCUUGCCACCUGCCCCAAACCCUUCCUACAGGGAACUUCUGCCUUCUCAGAGGCAGGCAGAGGCCAGAGUCACCCCCACCCUACAGAGCUGUCCCCUGCUGCCCUGUGUGCCAGGCCACCAGAAGUAAGGCCCAUGUGGGGAGAGGUGAUGCCUGGGAAAUGGAUCCCCAUCUUCCCUCUGCCCUGUGGCCCCAGCCUGCAGUAUCUCCAAUGGCUGGGCUGGCCCUGGGUAUCUGGCUGAGCCCUGCAGGGCUGAGUGGAGAGCCCCCAGCCUUCCCACCUCCCUGGUCCCUCAGCUCCUGCAGCUCAGGGGCUGGGUCUUACUGAGGAGGCACCAGCCCUACACUGUGCUAGGGCCGUCUUCCAGGACCUGAUGUGUUUGAGGUCAGGGUUGGGAGAGGGGCUCUUGGGCCCUGUUCAUUACUGCCCUGCGCACUCAUCACUGGGCCCGAGGGUCACCAGCAGCCCUGUGAGGAGUCUGACCAGGCAAACCCCAGGGUGGCAGGGGCAUUUAAGUAUGGCCAGCUUCGUGGGACGUGUGCCUUCAGGGUUCCUUGGCCAGUUGGGACUCAAAGGGCUGUCUGUGUGUGCGUGUAUGCAUGUGUGUGUAUGUGUGCACGCAGUGUGUGUUUAUGUAUGUGCACAUGGUGUGUGUGCACAUGGUGUGUGUGUGCGCAUGCGUGUGUAUAUGCCUGCCUGCCUUCUUUUGUGUGCAGUGAUAAGACCCGUCUACCUCCCAGGUGGGGUGAGGCCCUGCCUGCCCCUAUGCUCACUCUCACCUGUAGUGGGACUCUGAGUCCCUCUGGCCUCUGUGGAGGGAGCAUCACUGGUGGCAGCAGCAGGAGGGGUUGGCUGUGUCAGGAAGGCCACACCUGUGCCUAGUAGGAAACUGGGUGGGUGCUGGGCAGGCCAUGUGUAGGAUUGGGUGCAGAGGUGGGUGGGCCCUUUGUCACAGGCUGGAGGGGCUAGGUCACUUGCCCUUUGUUCCCAGUGAGUCUGGAGCUGUGGAGUCCUGGAGCUGGUGCCCCGUCUCACUGGGGAGCGCUGUCUGGAGACUCUGCCUUGCCAGGUGUGUCUCCAUAUGGCCAUCUGGACUGUGCUGUGAUGCCCCAGUCUGCCUCUGUGGGCUCCUUGCUGUCUGGUGUGCACUUAAGCAAUAAAGGCUGGAGUUGGCAAGCUUA
Otolemur garnettii (small-eared galago) is the source of this 2662-nucleotide messenger RNA. RefSeq names its product calcium channel flower domain containing 1 (gene CACFD1). Gene Ontology annotation, cellular component: membrane. Bases 314 to 736 code for a protein of 140 amino acids. The transcript is spliced from 5 exons. The record is from RefSeq and is a predicted model, not a curated record. NCBI's taxonomy places the organism in Eukaryota, Metazoa, Chordata, Mammalia, Primates, Galagidae. Gene Ontology annotation, biological process: vesicle-mediated transport.